AUGAAAACAUUGCGGCUCGUUGUUGUGAUUGUGCAGCGGGUUUUGAUUACCGGGGCGGUGUUUUUUGCCGCCGCCGUCCUAAUCCACUUCACCGCCAUCGACCCGAAGGAACAUCCUGUAACGUGCGAUAGAGCUUGCAAUCGAGCCGACUGGCCACGGAUCUGUCGCUUCGAGCUGGUGGUGGAGAAACGCACCUUUCAUCAUGACAGUUCCACGGGUAACGUUUCGUUUAACACCGAGUGGCCAGAGCAGGACGCUGUCAUCACCUACUACACCAUCAACGGGCGGUACGUGGGCCCCACGCUGACCGUGUGCAAGCAUGACUUCCUGGUGGUGGACGUCGAGAAUCGAAUCCCUGGCGAGAGCAUCUCUCUGCACUGGACCGGCCAAAGCCAGCAAAGGACGCCAUACAUGGACGGAGUGCCGAUGAUCACGCAAUGUCCCAUCACCAGCUUCACGCGUUUCCAGUACAAAUUCCAGGCGGACCAUGUCGGCACACAUCUCUACCACGGCUUCACUGGUUCAGAGCGAACGCAAGGACUCCUGGGUGCCUUUGUUGUCCGUUCCGCUAACGAACCAAAACUCUCGUCCAUCUCGAGCACUCUUCGCCCGGAAUCCGUCUGGCUUAUUACGCAACUGAACGGCCGACUAGCCAUUAACGGACAACGAUCCUGGCAGCAGCAGCUCUCAAAGGACCUCCAUGUUAGGCUCCUGUAUGCCGGUGGUGCCUGUCGACAUUGGCUCGAGCUGGAAGAUCACGAGCUGCAGGUUCUAGCGCUGGAUGGUAACACGCUCGAACCAAACCCAGACUCACCCAGCGUCGAUCGCAUUUUACUGCACGAUGGCCUCCGGAUGGAUUUCGCCGUCAGCCGACGCGUCCCGGCGGAUGGUGACAAAAUUAAGCCCGAUUACGAAAUUCGGUUCACGCCAACCCAGCUCAGUGCCGGGUGUGGCAUGCGUACCACGUUUCGUCUACGGUACGACUCCGCACCAUUCGAGCACGACCCAGCGAGUGCCGAUGGGGCCGAAAGUAUUAAAUAUAAUUUAAUUUCACCCCCGGCGAUGACGGCCACACCACGAACGUUGGACCUAACCGGGAAUGCCUGCCGAGAGAUCCCUAGAGUGCCCGGUGCGGUUGUGCUGUGCCCGCAGGAUCUACACGGCGAACGGGAGCGCUUCCCGAAGGAUCUCGCCACGUACGACACGCGGCUUGUGUUCACGAUCGGUGCUCGCACGCUGGAUGGGGAAGGACCCUUCGGAGAACCGUACCACGAGACGGUGCACUCCGUGAACGGGUUCACCUUCGCCUUUCCGUCGGUGUUGCUGCUGCGUGAUCCGGCCAACGCUGAGGUGCGAGCGCACACUUGCGGUGGCCAUCGGCGGCUGCCAAGAAGCUGUCACCCGAUGAUGGCACGGUGCGAGUGUGUGCACGUCGAGCACAUCGAAGCAGGUCAUCGGGUGGAAAUGGUCCUAAUUAAUGCCGAUCUCUCGGCCGAUUACGUGUACCACCUUCACGGGGUGGCCGCGUUUGUCGUCGCGGAGGCCACCGGGUACCGGACAGAGGUGCAGAAGCUGACACGCAACCUGCAGCGGCCUUUGCAACGAGACACAAUUGUCGUCCGGAGGGAUUCGAUCGUGGUGGUUCGGUUCGUAGCCAACGCGGCUGGAUUGUGGAUGCUGCGGGAUAUUGGUUCACCGUCGUGGUCACGCGGGUUAGAUGUGGUGCUGAAUGUCGGGACGCACCAGGCGGACUUUGACAUUCCGAGUGAUUUUCCAUCGUGCCGCCAUUUUGUGGGGCCAAGAUAUUUUUUAAUUUAA
Anopheles nili is the source of this 1818-nucleotide messenger RNA. RefSeq lists its product as uncharacterized. Gene Ontology annotation, cellular component: plasma membrane. Gene Ontology annotation, molecular function: oxidoreductase activity; copper ion binding. Gene Ontology annotation, biological process: iron ion transport. The record is from RefSeq and is a predicted model, not a curated record. The transcript is spliced from 6 exons. The coding region runs from base 1 to 1818 and encodes 605 amino acids. Lineage: Eukaryota; Metazoa; Arthropoda; Insecta; Diptera; Culicidae.